AUGCCAACAUCGCUCGUAUUCAUCGCCAAACCGCUCUCAGCAUCCAUCUCACUGUUGGAGAACCUCCUUCCAUGUCUAACAUCGCACCUGAACAAGCACCAGAUGUCGUCAGUCAGUGAAUUCAUGCUGAGUGCAACGAGCGGACGGUUAUCGGACAAGGAAACUUGUAAUCCUACUCGUUACAAUAGGCUACAAGAUACCUGCCGCCGUUUGGUGAAAGUCGAUGGCGAGAUAUAUUCUCUAUUCUAUUGGCUAAUGGACUCCACAACCGCCGUGAAUGUCUCUGCCGAAGAAAACCGAAUGACUCAAACCCCGCACGACAAGGACACAGAUGUGUUCGGACGGCAGUCCUCUCCCCCUUCCAGAUAUGAUCAUUCUUCAUCGGGAUUUCCUCCCAGCAAUGCAGCCUUUCCCCUGGCUGGCGACAACUUCAUUUUCCCGCAGUUUGGUGGAGGCCGUCGUUACGAGGACCCGGAGGUUGAGUUAACUCUGUCAAGAUUAAGGAGCACUCUGAAAGCCACAGCACGGGACACUGGAGUCAUCAAAGGUGCCUCCGCUCGACAUAAGGGGGCCCAACAGCCGUCCACAGAAAGUCAAGGCUCGAUCACGACCUUGAAUGCUGCCCAGGAUGACAGCGCCAUUAUGACCCACAGCAGUCAUCAUCCCUCGCCGUUUACUGGCGAAGGGGCAUCAUUCACUCCCAUGCUGAACACUGGCAACAGCCGUCACCCCUCACCAUUUACAGGUGACCUUUCUUCCCGAACACCAGCUCCCGCACCUAUCCAGGAUAUGUUCUAUGGUCCGACGAGGGAUCAGCCUGCUUGGGCAGGUCAACAGGGUUCUGACAUGUUUGGCCUGCUGGGCGCUGACUCCUUCACGGACUUAAUCGGCGACCAAGAUCUAAAUUCAUCAGCCUUUGAUCAGGGCUUCUCCGGCCACAUCGCGCCAUUUGAUCUUCAGUGCCCAUCUCACUUGCCUCAAGCCUCACUCGCUCCUCCUCCCUCCACAAACAUCAACCCACCUACACCUGACACACAUAUCCCAACUCCGGGGUUGCCUCAACACUCACUCGCUCCUCCACCCUCCACAAACAUCAUCCCACCUAUGCCUCACGCACGUAUCCCAACCCCAGGGCCAAGUCAGCACCUAGACUUGAGCCAUUACUCUCCCACCACAAUCUCCAGUGAGCGGUUUCCAGAAGAAUGUCUUACUUCACACUCUGAGGAGCCACCUGUUGUGGGCCGCAGGUCUGCCGAGACUAAUGCCGCACUUGAUGCAAGCUUUGCGGCAGUUGAUCAGAUGCUCCUCGAGUUAUCCAGGACUACUGGAAUGCCGAUGCAUCAAGUCAUCAACCUUUUCAUGAAGAGCCGUGGUCGCACUGCAAGUAGCAUUAAUUAUUGGAACCUCUAUUCCAAUUACUUCAAGGACAACACCAAGCAGGAGCUCGGCCGGCUCGGUCAGAAUCUUGCGGUUGGAGAGCGCACACCAAGUGUAACUAGGCAAAAAGAAUGCUAUGCAAAAUUCAAAGAGCAAUUUCCCGACACGUAUCAAGAUAUUCUCGACACCCACGAGGAGCUCGCUUCACUUGGGGCACUGCCUCAAACAAUUGGACAGCGUGGACAGGCAUUUCAGAGGUUUCAUAGAAGGGUCAUGAAUAUAUUCUUUCUAACGCGAUGCUGUGCGGACAAUGAUACGAUUAUUGGUCAUCUCAAGGCUCAAGUCUAUAACACAGUGUCUUUAUCUACUGUAGAGGAUGCUUUCGCGGAACCAGGAGAUGACGACAUUGUGUCGCUCAAGGACGCAGGUUCCAAGGACCCUGACUCUAAGGAUAUGGAAGAUGAUCAGGCUUCUCAGGCUUCAGACCUGCCGGAAGGACGAGAGGAAAUGGGACGAGAAGACAACAUCAAAUGGAUUAAGAGAGAGAUUACGAAACAAGUUGCCAAGUUCGGAGGCAAAUUCGGUACCGACAGGGUGUUCCCUUGGAAGCUCAUGCCAAGUGCGCUUGCAGACGACAACAUUUGUAUCAAGGGUUAUCCUGCGCACAAGUGUCUCCUGCCAGGUGAGGCGCGCGACACUACCUCAAAUUCAAAAAGCAAGGGUGUCGCCGGCCUCACGCAGAAGGAGGUAUUGAUUCUCAUGGACUCUUUGAAGUCAAAAACGAUGUAUGUUGAAAAAGUUGAUGCUUCAAAACAUGCGGCGGUGAUGUCAUCUCAGCAACCUGUUAUUAUCGGCGAAGCUCCCCCAUCAGACUACUCUCAUACAGGCGCUCGACGGCUAUUCAUUGAUGGCCACAUAGACUACAAUGGUCCUUCUCGCAUUCAGGUCAGUGCUGCAACUACCAAGGUCAAGAAAUCUACCACUUCGGCCGCAAAAUCUACUACUUCUGUUGAAGUACUAGUACCUCCACCAUCCCGGCCUUUUAAGGUUGUUGCAAGGCCUGGACCUCCCCCAUCUCGGCCUUUCAAGGUCGUCCCCAAGCCACCCGCUCAUGAGGUCAUCGAACUUUCAACUUCACCCGAUUCUCGAGACGCCAAUGACCAACAUAAUUCAGCAACCGACUCGGAGUAUGAAGAAGCCUCUCAGGGCAAGAGGAAGAAACGGAAAUCUAGUGGUGAGCCGCCUGUGCCAAAGAAGCGCGCAUCGCCUGUAGACAUUCUCCCCAAAACAGCAAUGCCAGCUGGACCUUCGGAAGAGAAAUCAGGACCCUCGUCUCAGCAUGCUAAUGCUUCUCCUACGAAAGGGGGCCCAUUAUCCCCACUGACGGUCGAGUCGUCUUCAACCGAAGAGCGGGAUCUUGUCUUACCCGCUCCUACAAACAGAGCUAAGCGUCUUCGUGACGGCCCUUCAAGCAAGCCUGGAGAAACAAAAGGCCGAACUCGAGCACGACCACUUGUGAAAGGUUCGAGAGCAAAACCAAAGCCAAUGUCUCGUCAUGGUUGGGUCCUUCGUGCAAUUUAUUCUGAGGACUCUGACUCCGGUAGCGAGAAGAUGAUGACCACAUCCCACCAAAUCAACCCGGACAGCAUAGAUCCAUCAGCAACGAGUCAGGCGAUUGCAUCCAGGGAUAACUUUACGGAUCCAUCAGCAACGAGUCAGGCGAUCGCAUCCAGGGAUAACCUUACCGCAGACGAGGGCCCUGCAUCACAGCUACAGUCCAAUACGGAGAGGGAUGGGGCGCAUGCACCAUCUCCUAAACGUGAUGUGCCUGACAUACCCACAGAGUUCACUCCUGCCCCUCAGAGAGGAGGAGGAGGAGGAGGAGGAGGAGGAGGAGAUGGAGAUGGUGGAGGAAAUGGAGGAGACAGAGAUGAGGGAGGAGACAGAGGAGAUGUAGGAAACGGAGGAGAUGUAGGAAAUGGAGGAGAUGUAGGAAACGGAGGAGAUGUAGGAAGCGGAGGAGACAGAGGAGGCAUAGGCGGAGGCAGCGGAAGAGGAGGAGGAUUUCAAUCAAUGAACGAAGGUUCAUUCGGUGACAACAUUCCUCCUCAUGGAGGCCUACCUGAUUCUGACAGGGUCCCUGCAAUUGUUGACCGUCAAUCUGCAGAACCUAUGCACUCUCAAGAGCCUUUCCGUCAUGAACUUCGCGAACCUCACAGGCCCAUUCAUCAAGAUCCACGUGGUUAUUACCCUCGUGAUUAUUACUCUCGUGAUUACUACAGGGAGACUCGCUUCCAUAAUUCGCGUGGUACUCUCCCUCCUGAUCCUCGCGGCUCUCUCCCUCCUGAUUCUCGCGGUUCUCUCCCUCCUGAUCCUCGUGGCCCUCUCCCUCCUGAUUCUCGCGGCUCUCUCCCUCCUGAUCCUCAUGGCCCUCUCCCUCCUGAUCCUCGUGGCCUUCUCCCUCCUGGUCAUCGUGGUCCUCUCCCACUCAAGCCUCAAGAGCGCUUGAACCGAGAGCAUCACGAUCCUCGUUAUCCUGGUCAUACAGCUUAUGAAUCUUCGUAUUCGGAUUAUGGUCACCUGCAUCCGCGCGAUACAUACUAUUCUCGCAGGCGCAAUGCCAAUGACAGCGCUCCUGAACACCAUGAUGCUCGCAGUCGCGCGCACGACUUGUCUCCAGUGACAGAAUCGAGCAUGGAUUAUGCUAUGGAACGGGAGCGCAGCCGCUCAUUAACAUACUCUGACCGCGACAGAUAUACUCCUGCUUACAUGCAUGAACAUGGAUACCCCUCGCGUGCUGAUCAUGACGAUCGUGGCUAUGGAUUUCCUCCCCAGAGCGGAGGUUACUAUAACAACCCUCAAGCCUUUAGGAGAGGAUAUGACAGAGACUCCAGAUGGGCCGAUCAGGGAGCGCGCAGCCCAUACCACCAUAACCAUGAUGCCAAUUCAAAUACCCAGCUAGGAGAGCAAUCCGGCAACACACCCCCUUCUGCUUGAUCAUGUAUAUUUCCUUUAUUCUCCUAGCUCCAUCUGAUGUUUCUUUUUAUCUCCUCAAAGGAGAAGCCAUGUUAUUGUCACCUCCCUCGUUGCCUGUCUCUGUUCUGUCUCAUCAGCCCUUACAUUGUUCAUAGUAUUGUCUGCAUCACCUUCGUCUUCUUCCUUUUCAGUACCUCGUCUUUUUAAUGCUAUACUUCUGUAUGUUUUUUGACCAUCUCGUUACUCUACCUUCAGUGGCGGUUUUCUUGAAUAA
Molecule: messenger RNA, 4627 nt
Organism: Suillus paluster
Lineage: Eukaryota; Fungi; Basidiomycota; Agaricomycetes; Boletales; Suillaceae
Exons: 13
Coding region: 1-4374 (1457 amino acids)
Source: RefSeq, a predicted model, not a curated record